Messenger RNA from Hylaeus anthracinus, 5267 nucleotides. RefSeq names its product zinc transporter foi-like. The transcript has 10 exons. Lineage: Eukaryota; Metazoa; Arthropoda; Insecta; Hymenoptera; Colletidae. Gene Ontology annotation, cellular component: membrane. The coding region runs from base 446 to 2695 and encodes 749 amino acids. Gene Ontology annotation, molecular function: zinc ion transmembrane transporter activity. Gene Ontology annotation, biological process: zinc ion import across plasma membrane; intracellular zinc ion homeostasis. The record is from RefSeq and is a predicted model, not a curated record.
UCUAACCUAAAUUCUAUAUUCUGUUAUGGAACGCGAAGCGCGGUAGGGUAAAGAGGGCGACAACUACGGAUCUCUUUCUCUUUUUGACAGCUAAAAAUACAGUUUUUGACGGACCGUCGGCGAGAACGAACCCUUGACUAAUUCGGAAACGACACACGCUCCCAUGCAUUUUCAAUCGUUUAUAUGGAAUUUUCUUUGUUAAAUAGAAGCACACUCGUUCGGUUCAUCGAGUUAUACGUUUAUUACCAAAUUGCGAUUAAUUAUGGCUUUAUCGUUGGCUUUAAUUUCCAAACUCAGUGAACAUGCUCGUUGUUUACCCGCGAUAGUUCUGAUUUCCACUUAUAUGGUAGUGCUUAAAUCGCGAUGAAAUUAAUAUGUAUGGUGCUUUAUACGAUAAUACGUGUAUAUUUUUUCGCUCGUAAUACAUGGAAAUAGGAGGAUCAACAUGUCACAUCAUUUUGUCACAGUUUGUGUGGUAUGUGUUUUAUGUGCUACACAUACUCCUUGCUCUGCACAUAGCGAAUUCUCUACAACAGGACAGGCAACUCGUGAUAAUGUGAACCCUGAAAAUCUAAGAAAUCCUAAGGAACAGUUACAGCCAUCCCAGCUAUUAAUAAGAUCUAAAGAAACACAACAGAAAGAUGCAAAAAUGCUAAAUUUAAAUAAUUUAGAUAAAAUCCAUAUUAAGAGGAAAACACUACAAAAUGUAAAAGAUCAUAUAGCUAUUGAAGAUGUUCCAAUAACAGAAGAUAAUUUCACGACAUUGAAAGAUUUAGAAAUAAUAGAAAGACUAGGUCAAAUUGAAAUAAUUGAAUCUGUUAAAGAUCAAAACUCUUUGAAUGGAGUUAGAAGAAAAAGAAACAUAGACACUAUGGAUGAAAAGUAUUUCAUGAAAAAAGUUUUUGAAACUUAUGGAGAUGGUAAGAGUGUAACAAUGGAAGGUUUUGAAAAGUUAUUACGAAAACUGGGAUUACUGAGGUUAUUAACAGAUAUAUCUAGAUUAGAGGAUCCUAAUAUUGUUACUAGUCAACAUGAAAAUCCAUUAGAUAAAUCAAAGAAUAUACAAAAUAAUGGCCUAUCAGAAUACGAAAAUGAAACUAAAAAGGAACGGUGCUUAAAUAGUAGAGAAUUAUUAAGUACUGUUGCAAGAGAUAUAUCCUACACUAAUAAUAAUUCAACAUUACCAAGUUGGCUUUUUGAACGCGUGUGUCCAGCUCUUGUUUACCAAUUAGCAGGUGAAUCGAGUUCAGAAAGAAAUGGAUGCAUUCUUGUGCCAGAGAAUUAUAAACCAGUAAUUAAUAAGUACCUUGGAGAGGAUGUAACACGUAAUAUGGUUCAAGUAUGGGCCUAUUCUACAAUUAGUAUUCUAAUAAUCAGUCUCUGUGGUUUACUCGGUGUAGCCGUUAUACCUUGCAUGGGUAAAGUUUACUAUCAUCAAUUGCUACAGUUUCUGGUCGCUCUCGCUGUAGGAACUCUAUGUGGUGAUGCUCUUAUUCAUUUGUUACCACAUGCAAUGAUGCCACAUGAUCACAGUCAUGAACAAGUUCAUGAUAAUGAUAGCGAUCAUGCUACGAUAGAUCAUAAGGAACAACACAAUUCGAAUAUGUGGAAGGGAGUGGUUGCAAUGAUAGGUCUCGCAUUAUUUUUUUUUACGGAGAAGGCUCUGACAUUGGUAGCAGAGUGGAGGAAACGUCGACAACGCCGUAAUAAGCUUCCUUCGCGUGUUAGAGUAAUGAGAGAGACGGACGGACCAAACAGUAAUGUUGUCGGAGAGAAAUUUUGUAAACACAAAUAUUCGUCGUACCCAUAUUGUUACGGUGAAAUUAAUACGGAUACUCAAGGUAAAACGUUGCUUUGGUUUAUUCGGUACUUUAGUAAAAUACAUCAUAAAAAGGAUAUUUAUUAUUCAGAUAACCAUCAUAAUCGUCAACAUAAUAAUCACGAAAGACCUCCCGUUAUCGAAGAAGAGAAACCUCUGACGUCCAAUUGCAAUUCAGUUUCGAAAAUCAUGACGAAUGAUGUAGAAAAGAAAUCACACGAAGAUUGGAGAUUAGUAGACGAUUCAAUUGUAAAUACUAAAAAAAAUACGGAUGGUGCUGACAUACCUUUAAACAAAUCGGAGAGUUAUACGGUUAUUAUACGCGAGCAUGAAACAAAACAUCACGGCCAUACUCAUUCGCAUGGUCAUGUUCAUUCUGCACCAGAAUCUAUGUCGAGCGUUGCGUGGAUGGUAGUAAUGGGGGAUGGUUUGCAUAACUUUACGGAUGGUAUGGCUAUCGGAGCCGCUUUUUCAGCGAACAUCGCGGGUGGUUUUUCAACAGCGAUAGCAGUGUUUUGCCAUGAAUUACCACAUGAAAUAGGUGACUUCGCAGUUCUAUUAAAAGCUGGCAUGAGUGCUAAACAGGCUGUCUUUUAUAACCUGUUAUCUUCCGUGCUCUGUUUAUUUGGUAUGAUAUUUGGCGUGUUAUUGGGCAGCACUCCAGCUGUGAGUAGUUGGAUGUUCGCAGCCGCUGCAGGAAUGUUUAUAUAUAUAGCAUUAGUGGAUAUGAUUCCAGAAUUAUCUUCGAGUCACUCAGUGGAACGUAGUUCUCAAUGGCAAUGUAUUUUACAAGCGUUAGGGCUAUCAUGCGGCGUUGGUAUAAUGUUAAUUAUAGCGUUCUAUGAACACGAUCUUAAGAAUAUGUUCAGUGGAUAAACUUAAAAAGACUGACAACUUUUUUAAACAAUGGUAAGCUUGCAGUACUUCCUACAGACUUAUUCAUGGGUUAAUACGUGAGUCAAUAAAACUUUAGUUGUACAUUCUUACCGAAAUAUUUACUUUUAUUACAUUAUAAACAAUUUAAUUUUCCUUUUACAUAUGUCUAGUAUAAAAUUACUUGAUAACAACAUAAUUUGUUGUUAUGAAAACUUAAGAAGGUACUACAUAGGAGUAAAUGCUAAAUGUUUAACAACAUUUAUAACCUUAAAGGGUACUCAAUGCACAAGAACGAAUGAAAUAGAUAACUUGGAGAACCUUAGAUAAUUCAAAUACAAUGACAAUAUUUGAAGUAUACUUGCUAUAAAUCAUACUUAAGAUAUUGCGUUCUUUUAAAUUAAUAUAAAAAGCAAGGAUCAAGAGUAAGAUUUGAAUGCUUUGAAAAUUUGCUGAACAGAACGUUAUGAAAAUAGGUAAAUAUAGUUAAUUUUUACUAAAUACUUUUGAUAUUUUGCAUAAUAAGAUCAUAUGAAUUUGUGAAAAUGCCAUGCAGUUCUCUUUACUUUGUUGGUUAUAAAUGAUUGGUGCUCGUAUUACUAAACAGAUAUUACAUAGUAAUUUUAGUAUCAAGUCAAUACAAGUAAAAACUAUAGUACUAUUCUAUCGAUAUUUUAUUGAUUCAAGUAUUACGCGAUCUUUAUGGUAUAAUACAAAAUAUGAAAUAUUCUCUAUUUCAACACCACCAAGAUGACGUAAAUCCUCAAAUCCUCUUUAGUUACACAUAACUAAUUCUUUAAACCAGAAAACUUCCUAUAUACAUUUCUGAUCUUGUAUUUGGAGGUUAUAUGAAUUAAGAUUUAUAUUUCUUUUUUAACACGUUCACACUGGCAUGACCCACUAGGUGAGUCUAACUAGUACUUAUGAAAUAUUCUCUAGGUUAUAUAUCUUUUGGUUCUUCUUUAUGUUAUGUUAACCCUUAGAUAACUAGAAGGGUCAAACGUAUCGAAAAUGAAACUGGCCUAUUUCAUUAAUAACUAAUUGACUUAAUCGAUUAAUAUUUGCCAAUUCAAAUAAUCUCCUCUUUUAACUUCAAUUUAAUUUUAUGUCAUGGUUACAUGUUUCUUAAGUAUCUUCAAUUGACCAAAGUUAAAUCAUUUUAAUCUGGGGCCAUACAUCGUUCAUACAACUAGUAGGUUUACCUACUCUUUUCAAUUUUUUCGUAAAUUCUAUUAUGUUACUUCGUAAAGUGCCUUUUAUUAUUUAGAGAUUCUGGUCGGUGGAGAAUUCUCAGUAUUAGAUUCGUCAAUCUUUUAUAAUGCUGCUUAAUAAAAACUGUAUAUCAUCAGACUCCGAGUUGAACGUGUUAAUCGUCAAUUGCCUGGCAUUCACACAAUGUAUAUGUGUUUCUAGGCUAUUAGUGCCCAAGUAUAAUUGUGAUAUAUUUACUACGAUAAUUGCAUUCUUUAUUUUGGUACAAUAACUUAAAUACUACUUCAUAUAAAUACCUUUUGAAUGAAUCAGCGUUACAUAUAAUAAUACGAGUCGUUCACUCGUAAAACUAGAUAUACUUUGUUGUUCGCAAUUGCAUUUUAUUGAGUUUACAAUAAUGUUGGCAUUCAGAAUUUUUUGGUGCUUAUUUCUUUCAAACUAUUUUAUUGUAAUUACUCUAUGUAUUUGCACAAAAUCUUAAAUUACAAUACUUCGAGAAAGGUGCAUAUACAAGCUUCUGUUUUAGCGAUCGUUGCGAACGAAAACAUUUAUAAAGUAAGACAUUUAUGAUGCUGUAGUUUGUCUUAGUUUUACCUAACUAGAAAUACGCUUGUGCACAAAAUGAUUAUGUCAAAUAUCGAUAUAGAGAAACAAAGAUGGUACAAAAAUAGUACACCAUUUACAAUGAUUGAAUAUAAUCAAAUUUUGACGUAUUCUCAUAUCGACACUGUAAUUACCAUUUUCUUCAUUAUGGGUAACUACUUAUCUUUGUACAUACUUGCAUGUCAUACCAUAAUAUAUACGAUCGAAACAUAAAAUCCAAAUAUUUCUAGCUGUAAAUCUCAAUAUUUUUAGCUGUACUUACGUAAACUAACGAAAACUUUAUUUAUGACUGUGGAAAACACUGAAUUAAAAAAACAUAUUUUUAAUUUUCUAAAAUCAUGCUUCGAAUAAAAUUUAUUUCCUCGCGUGGUGUAUACACCACGCCAAUGUGUAUUUCAAACUACUGCAUUUAUUACGUGAGCGUUGUCGUAAUGAACUCGAAAGUUUAUGUCGGAUAUGUAUUAUGCACCUUCUUUAUUACCUAAAAAAUGUAUCAUUUAAGCAACCAAAUUAUGGUAAAACCUCAUCUACUUAUUGUAAGUUACUUACGACACAUAUUUUGUUUAUAUGUUAAUAUUAAUGCUAUGAUCAAUAACGAUGUAUUUUUUUACAGAAAAUGUAAACAUUGAAAAAAAAGCAUUGUAUUCUUGUAAGCAAACACUUUUCUUAAGUUACAUCUUCUAUUAAUACUGGUGUAAUUAGCUAAAUGAUUUGCGCUGUUUGUACAAACUCAAAUGCUAAGUAUAAUAAUUAAUUUUCA